AGCCCGAUGAGCUUGCGAAGUCGGUGAAGCUGACGUCGCGGGAACGGCGGUUCAUCAAGUUCGCGAGCGUCGAGUAUGGCGGCCAGCUGUAUAUGACGCCGCAGGACUUCCUCGAGUCUGUCGUCGAGCAGGAGCCCCGACCCCGUCUAAAACGCCGCAUCCUUACAACCAAAGAAAUCGAACAAUUGCGCGAUUACACGCCAUCGUUGAAGAAGGGUUCUCCACAACUGUUUCGCAAUCUCAGGGACAAGGGCAUAAUUUCGUACACCGAAUACCUGUUCCUUCUCUCCAUAUUAACGAAACCCGCGUCCGGCUUUCGAAUAGCCUUCAACAUGUUCGACACAGACGGCAACCAAAGAGUGGAUAAAAACGAAUUUCUAGUCAUUCAGCGCCUGCUGGGCGGGUCGCUGAAGGAGCGCACAGAUUUGGAUGCCAAGAGCAAGGAGGCCCUGGUUGCCUUAGACUACACGAGUGCACUGAAGAACCGGAUGGAGAAAACUGAAACCACAGUAUCUAAAUUAUCAACAAUGGAAAAAAUCUUCAGCUUUGCCUGGAAGGGCAAGAGGGGUAUAAGCGAGGGGAGCGCGGAGGCCGCAGAUGGAAGACCGCAGGACACCUACGUAAACGACGAACAAGGCUUGCAGAGGAGGCACAACGUUGAUACCAUGCUACAGGUGCACUUCUUCGGGAAAAAAGGUACGAACGACCUCAGGUUCGAAGGGUUCAAGCUGUUCAUGGAAAACCUGCAGACAGAGGUCCUGGAGCUGGAAUUUCAAGAAUUCGCCAAAGGCCACGAAACGAUCUCCGAAGUAGACUUCGCGAAGAUUCUUCUCCGCUACACGUACCUCGACACGGACGAGUACGACAUGUAUCUCGAUCGGUUGCUGGACCGCGUGAAGGACGAGCGCGGGAUCACCUUCGAGGAGUUUAAAACUUUCUGCCAGUUCCUCAACAACCUGGAGGACUUCACUAUUGCCAUGCGAAUGUACACUCUCGCCGAUCAUCCUAUAUCUAAAGAUGAGUUCCACCGCGCAGUGAAGAUCUGCACCGGGAUCUCCCAGUCGAAUCACCUCGUCAACACCGUGUUUGCCAUCUUCGACGCGGACGGCGACGGCCUGCUCAGUUACAAGGAGUUUAUCGCCAUCAUGAAGGACCGCUUGCAUCGGGGCUUUAAGUCAUACGCCAAGAAUGAAGGUUGGGAAGCCUUCAAGACUUGCGUAAAGCAAGAAAUGAAGAAUGCCGUUUAAACGCCUUGGAGUCUUACGCCAUUUUUGCCAUACUUAUAGUCGUCACACACUUUCUUAGUACAAAUUAUUAAAAUUUUAGGAAAUUUUUUUCUCUAACGAUCCAGGGAUCUCAUUAAUUACAAAUUUUUUACACCGAAUUUACUUUGGUGUUUUAAUAAAUAGCAGUAAAAUUGUUAGUAAUAUUUAACCGUCGGCAGUCAUUAUUUUAACAGCGGUUCCCAUCAAAAGUGAGAUUAUUAUGUUGUUACUAUAAUUUUGUAAGAAAAGUUUAUUUAUUGUUUGCUAUCGAGAUGAUUAUUUUGUUUGUUAAUAUUAUUAGAAUCUCUAUUAGCCUCAAUUUACUUGCACAAACGACGUCAAGUACUCAAUUUUGGUGCUUAAGUGAA
Messenger RNA from Hyposmocoma kahamanoa, 1633 nucleotides. It is a transcript of the gene MICU3, whose product is annotated as calcium uptake protein 3, mitochondrial. Lineage: Eukaryota; Metazoa; Arthropoda; Insecta; Lepidoptera; Cosmopterigidae. The transcript is spliced from 11 exons. Gene Ontology annotation, cellular component: uniplex complex. Gene Ontology annotation, molecular function: calcium ion binding. The coding region runs from base 93 to 1247 and encodes 384 amino acids. Gene Ontology annotation, biological process: mitochondrial calcium ion homeostasis; calcium import into the mitochondrion. The record is from RefSeq and is a predicted model, not a curated record.